UCUCUCGCAGCAUGAGUCGCUCCGGCCGCAGAGACUCGUUCCGCGAGCCGGUCACAGCCGACGAGGCUAAUGCUAUUGCUAAGCGUACCUUCACCAAGUGGAUCAACUCGCAGGUGGAGAAGCAUGGGCUCAAUGUGGACGAUUUGGCGACGGACUUGGACACAGGAGUGGUCCUUUGUAUUUUGCUGGAGGAGUUGUCGGGCAUGAACGUCGGCCCGUACACCACCAAGGUUAAGAACCAGUUCAUGGGCACCGCCAACCUCAACACAGCCAUGACCUUCCUCAUGGACACCGCCAAGAUUCCGCUCGUCAACAUCGGUGCCGAAGACAUCCAGCACCACAACCUCAAAAUCAUCAUGGGCCUCAUCUGGCAGCUCAUCAUCCGGUUCGAGCUGCAGGGCGAGGACGGCAAGGGCGGCGAGAAGGCCGCCAAGUCGGCCAUGCUCUCGUGGAUCCACGACACGCUCGGCGCCAUGGGUAACGACAUGCGCAUCGACGACUUUAAGCGCUCAUUCAUGGACGGCAAGGCCUUUCUUGCCAUCCUGCACUCGCUCGACCCGAGUCUGCUCACCGAGGAGCAGCUGGCGUGCGACGAUGCCCGGACCAACCUUGAGCUCGCCUUUUCGCUUGCCGAGGAGCACUUUGGCGUCGCACGCAUCCUUGACGUCGAGGACAUGCUCAACGGCGGUGACGAGCGCGCCGUCCUCACCUAUGUCUCACAAAUCUUCAAGGCCCAGCGCGCCAUGUCCGAGGCCAAGAUGAAGGAUCUGGAGGCGCUGCGCGCUGCCCAUGCCGCCGAGCAAGCGUCCAAGGCCGAGCUGGAGACCUCGCUUGGCGACGCCGAGGCCCGCAUCCUCGCUCUCGAGGCCCGCAUCGACGAGCUGGAGAAGGCGUUGGCUGAGUCGGAGGACGACUCGGCCGCCAAGGCUGCCCAGAUUGCCGAUCUUCGCGAGCAGCUGGCUGCCGCCAAGGCUCAGGCCGCCGACGCCGACGCCGGCGCCGCUCAGGCCCUGGCCGACCUCAAGGCCGAGCUCGACGCUCUUGAUGCCAAGGCUGCUGCCAAGGCUGCCGAGGUCGAGAAGCUGCAGCGCGAGCUCGCCGCCGAGCGGAGCAAGGCCGAGACCGCCGAAGACGAGGCUGUACGAGGCCGCCGCCGUGCCAACACGCUCUCUUCAGAGCUCGAGGAAGCCGUCGGCGAGGCCGACGGCGCCAAGGCUGCGCUUUCGGACGCCAAGUCGAAGAUUCGCUCGCUCGGCAGCGCACUUGCCGACGCCGAAGCUAACAACAAGCGCCUCGCUGCCGACCUUGCCCGUGCCCGUGACGACCUCGAGGACGCACAGGCGACGCCGACGCUAGACCUCUCCAAGUACGCGCCGCGCUCCGAGCUCGACGCUGCGCUCCGCGAUCUUGUCGAUGCCCGUAACGAGGGCGAGCUGGCAAAGGCCAAGGCUAGAGCGGCAGAGGCCCGCCUGGCCGAGUCUGAGGACGAGCUGGCCAGCCUCCGCCGUGAGGCCGACAAGGCUAAGCGUGCCGCCAAAGAGGCCAAGUCGGCCGUGCGCGAGACCGAGGACGCGCUGCUCCGUGCCAAGUCCUCGCGUCCGCGGGCCGGCUCGGUCGUCGACGUCUCCAAAGUCCGUGCCAAGGACCGCGAGCUCGCUGCUGCUGCUGCCGCAGCCGCCGACAAGGACGCCGAGAUUGCCCGCCUCCGUAGUAAGCUGGAAGAGGCCCUCGGCGAGCUUGCCCGCGAGCGGAAGACCUCGCAGCGCCGCUCGCGCGCGCUCUCACAGGCGCCCCUCCCGCAGGAUCUUGAUGACGUUUCGGACGAGCUCGACGCUGCUCGCCGUAAGCUCCGCAAGCUCGAGCGCGACAACGCCGAUCUGAUGGCGCGCCUGGCCGAGGCCGAGGCGCUUAUCGACUCUGCGUCCGGCGCCAAUGCUACUCUCAAGGCCAACGCCGAGGCCCAAGUCCGCCAGCUCCGCGACGCGCUGCAGGGCCAGCUCAACGCUGCGCUCCUCACCAAGGACCGCGAGCUGGCGCGAGUGACCGAGGAGCGCGACGACGCCGCCGCCGACCGCGACGCCGCCGCCGCCGCUGCCGCUGCCGCUGCCAAGGAGAACAACCUACUGAGCACACGCGCGGCCGAGCUCGAGGCUGAGCUGGCCAAGGCCAAGGCCGACGCUGCAGACAAGCUCGCGCGGACCAAGCGGAAGCUAGAGGACCAGAUUCGCUCGCUCCGGGAGGGCCAGCGCGGCUCGGUCACGCUCAACAACCACAAUCUCGAGCUCAUCGAGCAGCUCAAGGCCACCAACCGCAAGCUCAAGGAGGAGGCCCAGGCCCGUGAGGGCCGACUCUCGUCGCUGCAGGCCGAGCUCUCGGCAGCGCUCGCCGAGGCUGCCCGUGCCGAGACCAAGGCCGACACGCUCGCGGCCGACGCGUCGCGGAUGAAGGCCCGACUCGGCGACCUCUCGUCCAAGCUCGAGGCGUCGGGCCUCGAGCUCUCCCGCGCGCAGAGCGAGAUGACGCGGACCGUUGCCGAGCUCAAUGCCAAGGACGCUCGGAUCAAGUCGGUCGAGGCCCAGAUGGCGGCUGCUGAGGACCGGGUCACCGACGAGCGCGAAAAGGCACGCCGCGCCGAAACUCGCGCCAUCGAGGCCGAGGCUGAAGUUGACGCGCUCAAGGCGCUGGCCAAGCGCAAGGCUAACGCCAAGUCGGCAUACGACGUCUCGGAGCUCCUCGCCCAGAUCGACGCGCUCAAGAAGGAGAAGAUCACCCUCCGCAAAAAGUGGAAGAAGGCUCGGACCCGCGCAGACGUCGCGUCCAGCGAGGCCGCCUCGGCGUCGACUCGCGCCGCCGAGGCAUCGUCGGCUCUGGCCACCGCACAGGCGGAUCUCCGCUCGGCCAAGGCCACCGCCGAAGACGCGACCCGCAAGGUCGCCUCGCUCGAGCAUGCCCUCACCCGCGCCCACGACGACGCCGACGCCGCCAACGAGAAGCUUGCCCGUCGCGAGGAUGAGCGCACCAUCCUCACCGCCCGCGUCGCCGACCUCGAGCUUGCCGUCGCCCGCAACCGCAACCCGACUGGCGUCGAUCCCGACGAGCUCCUCGCUGCCAAGCGCGCCGCUGACGCCGAGGCCGCCCGCCUCCGCGCCGACGUCGCCCAUCUCAGCUCGCUCCUCGACGACGUCAAGUCGCGCCUUUCGUCGGAGACCCGCCUCCGCGGCGACGCAGAGCGCGGCGCAGGCGAAGCCCAGGACGCAGUCCGCCGCAUGGAGCGCAAGAUUAAGCGCCUCCAAGGCGCCGUCUCGGGCCUCGAGACCGAGCUCGAGGACGAGCGCCGGCUCAGGUUGCGCGCUCGCUGAACGACGUCGAAACUUGCGGUCACCCGCAGCCGCACGGCACGGACCUGACGCCCGGCCACCACUGACCCACGCCGCCCGCCAAACCCAUACACACACACUUGUCCUUUCACCACCA
Thecamonas trahens ATCC 50062 is the source of this 3474-nucleotide messenger RNA. RefSeq names its product cortexillin-2. Bases 12 to 3359 code for a protein of 1115 amino acids. Gene Ontology annotation, cellular component: plasma membrane; cortical actin cytoskeleton; cell junction. Gene Ontology annotation, biological process: actin cytoskeleton organization. NCBI's taxonomy places the organism in Eukaryota, Apusomonadida, Apusomonadidae. Gene Ontology annotation, molecular function: actin filament binding. The transcript is spliced from 2 exons. The record is from RefSeq and is a predicted model, not a curated record.